AUGUCACCCUCCGCCUGGGAAGAAGCCGCUCGUAAGUAUCGACCCUCCGCCGGGGUUGACUCCAUUCGUCACUAUCGUGACAUACACCUCUUGAAUGGGAGUGUCACUUGCGUGGUGUUAGGCUUCAUCGCCCAUCGUGGUUACCAUUGCUCGCAUCCCGUUCUCACAACAUUUGUGUGGCUUCUCGCCAGUUGGUCCCUCUUCAUCCACGUGUACUUGGGAGUCAUGAUGCCUUUCCAACUCGCUUUUUGUUGGCGCUUUCCGGUUGAGGCCCAUAGAGCUAUGCACGGGGAAGAACGAGCCAAUGAGAUCCUCGCAUUCUGGAAUAUUCGCAACCCCAGAUUCCAGAGCCACGUCGCGCUAUGGGCGCUGGGUAUGAGCAUUUCGCUCUAUGUCUGGCGUGCGACUUAUAAUUGUGCUUGA
This is a messenger RNA of Aspergillus saccharolyticus JOP 1030-1, 423 nucleotides long. RefSeq lists its product as uncharacterized. The transcript has a single exon. Bases 1 to 423 code for a protein of 140 amino acids. NCBI's taxonomy places the organism in Eukaryota, Fungi, Ascomycota, Eurotiomycetes, Eurotiales, Aspergillaceae. The record is from RefSeq and is a predicted model, not a curated record.